AUGCCAGCUAAUUCGCCCAAUGCGGUACCCCGCACCGCGCCCUCCUCACAUGCCUUCCGUCGUCGCCCGUCCGUCGCCCUUGCCUUCCGGCUGGCCUCCUCCAGCAGUGACUGCCCAGGCAAAUCUGCCUCAAGCAGUGCCCGCGCCGACAAAUGGCGUCGCCCACCGCCUGGCCGCAUGUCCCUCUGUACCGUUAUGCCUGCGAGUGGGGCUACGCUAGCGGCAUCGCUCAGCCGCGCCAAGCCGCCAGCUCCUGCUCAACCUCCCGAGCGUCGUCGCCCGUCCUCCAGCGGCUUCACCUCUCGCCUCUCGCGCGGCCGCCUGAGCGCAGGGGCUUGUGCGACCACGCUUUGCCCUCUGCUCGUCGCCGUGCCUUGUCAGCUUGUAUACUGCCGGACUCCGACCACGUCGCGCCAGGGAGCACCAUCUAGCCUAUACUGA
Molecule: messenger RNA, 441 nt
Organism: Trematosphaeria pertusa
Lineage: Eukaryota; Fungi; Ascomycota; Dothideomycetes; Pleosporales; Trematosphaeriaceae
Exons: 1
Coding region: 1-441 (146 amino acids)
Source: RefSeq, a predicted model, not a curated record